AUGAAAAUAACUACGUUGUGGAAUAUAGCUAUGUUUGCAAUUUUACUUAGGAAUGUGGUGCAUAUUUUUUUGGUAAAAUUUGCACGUACACAGGAAAGAGGUAAAUUUUCGGCUUCCACAUUAUGGACAUUUUUUAAAAAUAGUGAAGAUGUAUAUAAAAGAAAAAUCCUUGCAGAACAGGAAGAGGAUACUAAGAAUGAUUUUUUAAUGAAAUUUAUAAUAGAUAACAAUGUGAGUAUUUCGGACGGUUUUCUGUCAUUAGUCGAUAUAAAAAUUCUGGAGGAUAUAGAUGAGAAAGAAAAGAAAAUAAAUGAAUCUAUACCUAUAAAAAAAGACACAAAGGAGGAAGAAGAACAAAAGGAAAAAAAAAGGAGGAGAUAUAGAGCAUGUUGCAAAUUAUUAGGCAGACAAUGCAAUAAGCACAAUAAAACGAAAAAAAAUCCGUUGACAAAAGAACAAACAGAAGCCACUAUUGUAGAAGAAGAUGAAGAAGAAGUAGAAGAAACACCCAAGAAGAAAAGAAAAGAGGGAGGCCAAAAUACAGCAGCGUCUAUAUAUUAUAAAAACAAACUUCGCUUCUCUACUUGGAGAAGGCCAAGUGACUUAGAAGAAAAUAACUCGAACUUAGAAGACCCAGUAUUUGUUCCAAAAGUACCGAAACGUAAAUACCGAAAUGUAUUUUUAACUAAAUAUGAGAAGGAAUUGGCAAAGCAGAAACAUAGUAAACUUCAGGAAAUAUAUUCAUAUAAGAAGAGCUCUUCUACUGAUAAAGAAAUUAGUAAACUUCAAGAUCCUGGGGUUAGUAACGCACCUUCAGACAAUGAACAAUUGAGUAAAAACAAACCAACAAUAGAGCCUAAUGUUGAGUCUGAAAAAAGCAAACUUAACUUACAGGAUGAUAGUACUUCAAGUGAGGUAAAAUCUGAAGGAAACACUAAUGAGGAGUAUUUUCUAGAAAAUAUAUAUAAAGAAUAUUCAGAUAGCUCAAAAAGUUCAGAUUCCUCUCAUGAUUUAUGGGCGGAAACUGAAAAUGAAGAGAACACAGGUUCAGACACAGACACAUCAUGCGAACCAUUGGAACGAAAUGAAUUGUAUAAUUUAAAACAUCAUUAA
Messenger RNA from Plasmodium coatneyi, 1113 nucleotides. RefSeq lists its product as uncharacterized. NCBI's taxonomy places the organism in Eukaryota, Apicomplexa, Aconoidasida, Haemosporida, Plasmodiidae. Bases 1 to 1113 code for a protein of 370 amino acids. The record is from RefSeq and is a predicted model, not a curated record. The transcript is spliced from 2 exons.